Ilex paraguariensis (yerba mate) is the source of this 441-nucleotide messenger RNA. The record is from the annotation of a GenBank genome assembly. Lineage: Eukaryota; Viridiplantae; Streptophyta; Magnoliopsida; Aquifoliales; Aquifoliaceae.
AUGGCUUGGAUUUUUCUUGAUUGUGUUGAGAAAUUGAGAAUGUGUGAAGAGCUCUUCAGUUCCUUGCUUGCUGUGAUUUCCCUGGUUGGUGUCAUUUGCGGUGGACUGAUACUGUGUGUUCUGCUCAUUCAUUUUCAUCCCCUUGUGUUAAGUGCAUAUGGUCAGGCCUAUGGCUUGGAUUUUUCAUUGAUUGUGUUGAGGUUAUGCUUCACAAUGUUAUGCACUAAUAAGCUGAAAUUGAGAAUGUGUGAAGAGCUCUUUAGUUUCUUGCUUGCUGGGAUUUCCCCCGUUGUUGUCAUUUGUGGUGGAGUGCUGCUGGGUGUUCUGCUCAUUCACUUUCAUCCCCUUGUGCUAAGUACAUGUGGUCAGGUUGGUUAUUUGUUUACUGUUUUACCUUCUGCGUCUGUGACGUAUUUUUUUGUUUUGGACUUGGAUCUGUGA